ACACUUGCACAGGUGAAAUACGUAAAUGAUUUAGACUGGGGUGAGGAGGCCAGCUCAGCACAGCCCAGCUUAUCUCUAGUAUGCAACCAUGAGGUGCUACUGGGUGGUACUGGUGCUUCUGGUACUAGACGUGGUACUGGCGACUUCCUCUCCUACACCUGUGAAUAAUUACCAGGUUCUCGCCGGUCACCAGAUAUGGCGGGCUGAAGGAGGAAGCGAGGUAGCUGCAGUGAUGGGAAGGUUGGAGGAAGAAGGGCUGGUGGAUAUUCUGGGACAUAGCAUCGCCUCAACCUUCCGAGUCUUCCCUGGGACUAAAGAUUCUGUCUCUACGUCACUGCAGCGAGAGGGAAUCAAAUACCAUGUUGUGGUUCCCGACCUGGGGCGUCAUCUUGCGGAGGAGGAAAGGAGGGUGAAAAGGGAGAUCCUUUCAAGCCAAGGGGAAACCUGUUUUGAGAAUGACUGUCCCAAACCUCUCACUCAGAGAUACAUGACUUAUGUUGAGAUAGCAUGGUACCUCCACGAGCUGGCAGCCAAAUCUCCAAGAGUGGAGUUAAAAUCUAUUGGAAAAACCUUUGAAAACCGAGACAUUUGGUUGGUCCACAUUAAACCCACGGCAAAGGAGGGAACGAAAAAGAGAGAUGCUAUAUGGAUGGAAGGAGGAAUCCACGCCAGGGAAUGGAUAUCAGAAGCAGUCACUCUGCAGCUCCUGGACAAACUGGCUUCAGACGAUACCACUUUGACGAGAAACAUUGAUAUCUACUGCGUCCCUAUUGCAAACCCGGAUGGCUACGAGUACUCCAGAAACACGGACCGAUUGUGGCGCAAGAACCGGGCCAUCGACCCGUCCAUGGAGCGGGACUGUACCGGGGUGGACCUGAAUCGCAACUGGUCUACGGGCUACGGUGUAGGAGCCUCGACCAACCCGUGCAGCGAGGUGUACCAAGGCAGCGCGCCUUUUUCCGAGCUGGAGACGCGCGCCCUGAAGAAGGAGAUGACGCGUGUUUCCUCAGUUAACAACUUGAGAUUGGUGAUGGCGGUGCAUAGCUUUGGCCAGAAGCUUUACCACCCCUGGGGCUUUACGAAGAAGGAAGCCCCCAAUACCGCGGAAAUGAAGAAAGCAGGACUGGCAUUUGCUCAAGCCGCUGCUAAGGGAAGCAGAGGCAGGAAAGGCGCGCAGUAUGAAGUGACAUCAUCAAGUGAGCUUUACUUGGCUUCAGGCGCCACUGAUGACUGGGCUAAGGCUACUCUCGAUGUUCCUUAUGCCUACACACUGGAGCUUCCUGAUGAGGGCCUCCAUGGCUUUGUCCUCCCUUCCAACUUCAUAAAGCCAGCUGCCCAGGAUGUAUGGAGGGGUAUGAAGAAGCUGAUCCCAAUGGUACUUAAUAAAUAGAAAAUACGGGGGUUUUAGUGCUAGUUUGACUUUCGUAUGUACACCACCACCACGACCUCCCCUUGUAAUUAAUAGUAAGGAAACAAAGGGGUUUUAAUCUUAGUUUAACUAUGUACCACCAACAACACUGUCUUUUAAUAUAUUAUCGCUAACUGUUACUUCACUCUGUAUUAAAUAAAAGGAAAAGAAGAGGUUUUCAAUAUUAGUGUGACUCGGUCGUGUACCGCCACCACCACCAGCACCACCGCACUCUGUUAUCACUGUCGCUUCCCCUUGCAUUUGAUAACAUCACGUAUAUUAAACCCCUCGAUUGCUAAUUAUUAUAAUGAGUCAAAAUAAACCUAUAGCAUUC
Molecule: messenger RNA, 1742 nt
Organism: Scylla paramamosain (green mud crab)
Lineage: Eukaryota; Metazoa; Arthropoda; Malacostraca; Decapoda; Portunidae
Product: carboxypeptidase B-like
Exons: 6
Coding region: 89-1390 (433 amino acids)
Biological process (GO): proteolysis
Molecular function (GO): zinc ion binding; metallocarboxypeptidase activity
Source: RefSeq, a predicted model, not a curated record